AUGAGUCGGAGGAAUAUCAAGCGCGAGCCGGUAGAGAGGGCAGCUGUCUCCCCUGUUCCCACCACCGCGACGAACAAGAUGAGGCCCCCGUCACCAGUGUCCACCCGCAAGCGCGCCACGCCCCUUGAGGAAGUCGCCGAUGCCAGAUCCGGGGCUUUCUCUUUCACUCGUUCGCAUGCCCCCAGCGCCGAGACGGCAUGGCACCGUAGAGAGGAGGAGCAGGAGCCCAUGUUACUAGAGAUGAGACAUCGACCCGACGGCUUGAACAACGGUCAUGAAAGUCCCGCCUCCUCUCAGACACAUGACAACAGCUUCGCCCAGCAGAGUUUCGCCCACCCGACCUUUACUGACAUCGGGAUGAAGCUCAAGGCCUGCAACGACACGCUGGGCGACCUGCAGCAGCUUGGUGUCUCUCACGUGGCUGCUCUUCCCGAGCUGGUACUUGUUGGGGACCAGUCGGCAGGCAAGUCAAGCUUGAUGUCGGGCCUGGCCAUGGUCAAUCUCCCUCGGAGCGCCGGCGUGGGUACUCGCUGCCCGCUGCAUAUCCGUCUGAUUGGCAGCAACAACGCACAUUGGAGCUGUACCGUCUCUCUCCAGCAGGAUUACGACUUCAAACCAACGCCUGGCAUGCGAAUCAAGAAGUCUGAUGUCACCAAUGCCAACCCCUUUCCUCCCUGGGUUAAGAAAUCUCAUCGAGACACCAAGAUCUUCAAGACCAUUUUCGACCAGACUGAGAUUGAAGAGGUGUUACGUUGGGCGCAGAUCGCAAUCCUGAACCACAAUCGCAGUCAUGAACUGUUCAUUCCUGGAGAGGGCUCCAUUGCAAAGGAAAAAGAGCUGGCUGUGGCUGCCAGCGAGACGGAUGCACAGUUCUCGCCCAACAUUGUCGCGUUGGAGAUCAAGGGACCGGGCCUUCCUGAUUUAAGCUUCUAUGACCUACCUGGAGUUUUUCUGUCGCCAGACCAAGAAGAAGACGAGUACGUGGUUAAGGUCGUCCGAAACUUGACGCGAGACUACAUUCGACGCGAAAAGGCCAUCAUCAUGUGGGCACUUCCUAUGAAUGCCGACCCAGAAAACUCCAUAUCGCUGGGUAUCAUCCGUGAGGCCAAGGCAUCCGACCGGACUAUCGGAAUCAUGACCAAGGCAGACAAGCUCGCAGACGACAACAAGUCCCAGUGGCUUGCCAUGUUCCGAGGGGAGAAACAGUCUGUUGGCCACGGCUUCUUUGCGACCUCACGACCACCGGAGGAGGCUCUCGAGGCCGCUACGAAGUGGGAGGAAUUGUUCUUCAGCCACGAAGUUGGAGGCUGGCCUGCUGACUUUGCGGACUACGCAGAACGGUGCGGUGUUAAGCUGUUACGAGAAUACAUUUCCGUCCAGCUAGGGAACGCCUUCUCUCGCAGCCUGCCGUCGAUCAAGAAGAAGGUCUACCACCGACUGAGAACUAUCGAACAGCAGCUCGUUGACCUUCCCGAACUUCCGGCAAACGUCGAGCACGAGGUCAAGAAAAGCCUGUAUCAGUUCCUGAACCGAAUGAAAACAGCUAUCAAGGACUCGCAGUUCUCGUCUCCUUGGAACACAUUAAACGACCAGUUUGAAAGUUGCAUUUUUAAGAUCAAACCAACUUGUCAGGUCAAGGACCCCGAGACACAGACAAUUGAUCUGUCAGAUGCUGAUACAGAAGCAUCGGCGGCUACGCCCUCGAAGCGACCCCGCCCUAGCGACUCGACAGUGCGCACGCCCAACAAGAGGCAACGGCAAGGCAACGAGGCUACACCUGUCAAACACGAGAGUUUCGUCGGAGUUAGUGGAAUCAACGGCACCCCUCGGGCGUCAUUUACAGCCAACACCCCGACAUCAGGGCCGCCAAGUCCGUUUGUGCGGUACUUCCACCUCGGCCGCCUAGCAAUGGACAUCAAGGACAUCCGAAGUGAGGUGAUGAGGAAGAAGCGGCCGGGAAUGCCCCGUGAUCUCGUCCCCGAUGAAGUCCGUGAAACCAUGUGCAUGAACGCCGUUAAAAAAUGGGAAGCACCUCUUGAGGCAUAUAUCAGCAAGACGGCUGAGCUUCUCGAAAGAGUUGCAAGCCAGGUCCUCGAGGAAUCUCUCGGGGUUUUGCGACGUCGCCUAAUAUUCAAGGAGUGCAAGGCACACCUGAAGGAGUUCCUGGACGAAGCCGUUGCCUACGAGCGCGCUCGACUUUCCGAAUUAUUCGACUCCGAGACGUAUCAGAUAUACAUGAAGAACGAGGACGCGUUCACUCGCUACAAGGCGCAGGAAUUGGGCGAGCUGAGACGUGCAAGAGCCCUCAAUCGCCUCAAGGACGUGGCUCUUAUCAAGUGGGAAUACAACAUCAAAAGGACGGAGGACAUGUCCGAGGAAGAAAAGAACGCCGAGCGCAAGCUAUUGGACCAGCACCUUCCCAAGCUUGGGAAAGAUCCAUGGGAUACAGAGAUCGAAGUGGCUGGCUUCGUCAGAGGCUACUACAUGACCGCGGCCACCCGAUUCGUCGAGAGAGUAACGAUGGAUGUGAAUUCGCGACUCUUCCGGACCAUAGGAGAAUCAGGGUUCGACAUGUUCAUGGACCAGAGGCUAGGUGUCUUUGGCGCAGCUGAUAUCAACGUGUACAACCAUCUCAUGGAAGAAGACGAGCAAACGGCGAAGACUCGAGAACAACUGAAGCGCGAGAUGGACAAGCUGGAGAGGGCCAUGACUAGCAUCAACGACCUCGAAAGCUCGUCGAAUAGUGCUAGCUUCAACGCCCAGCCCCGUGCUCACGCUGUGGAGAUGGAAGAUGUGACGGACGAAGGCGAGUUGUGA
Molecule: messenger RNA, 2817 nt
Organism: Anthostomella pinea
Lineage: Eukaryota; Fungi; Ascomycota; Sordariomycetes; Xylariales; Xylariaceae
Source: the annotation of a GenBank genome assembly